CGUCGACUGUAAGAGCGCCCGCCUUGAUGACGACCCAUGGCGCGAGCGAUCCUGUCAUGGACGCAACGAAGCCAUGGUUCGAAUUCGGACGAGCAAUCCUCGACGGCGCUCUUCAAGAUGCGUGCAAGCGUAUAGAUUUGCUGCUCGCCACCGGUACGCCACGAUUCCAUCAACGCGUCUCAUCUCACUAAAUUGGAGCAACCAGAGCAGUGCGCUGACAGCAGCGUAGCGGAUGGUGAGCUUCGAAACAUCAGAGCGAAAACAGAUGCGGGUGCAGCACCAGUCCGAUCUCUGGGCGAUCAAGGUCUAAGCUUCGACGAACCGCCAACCUCAACAGCUCCUCUGCUCCUCACACCAGUGCCCAUUGUGUCGCCGUCGAAAGUGGAUGAGAACAGUGUGGCGACGUUGCAGGCCGAUAAUGCUCAGCUCCGCCGGAGGUUCAAUGCACUGUCAAAAAACUUCAAAACGGCCCGCGAUGCGCUCCAGAGGAGGAAAGACGAACGGGAGAAGUGGAUUGAGCAUGCCGCGUACCUCGAAGGCCUAAUCGACGCGGCGGAGAAGGAGCAUGGCAUUCGAAUUCUACCGCGACGAGACCAGCUGGCCGAACCUUCGACAAGGACGAUGACUAGUACAAGCGAUCCGAGCUCCAAAGGUAAAUCAACAUCCGAAAUCGACAAUGGAACGACACAUGUCGGCAAUGAAUCGCCCUCAGCUCCAAGGACAGCCGCUAACCCCCAAGAGCCGGUGCCCGGUCCGUUACACUCGGACUCAACGCAGGGAGAUGAAGAGGAGUCUGCAGAGAACCUCCCGCCACUCCCCCGCCAGGACGUUCUCGAUGAGGUAUCAAUUAAGCAGGAGCCUUCGUCAGACGUCCUCGUGGUUGUAUCUGAACGCAUAAUUCGGAAAAGAAAACACGAAGAUAUUUCAGGACCACCUGUCAAAUCAGAACCCAAGGAGGACUCCAGUCCCAUAUUGUCUGGCGGGCGCUACGGCGUGCAGACUCAGGAAAGUCUUGACUUGGAUGACAUUGAGAAACGCAUGGAGACGCCGAGGAAGCGCAAGGACCAGGAGCACGUGUCCUCAAGCGCCUUAGAUGCAGCUCCACGGCCGCAUAUAUCGUUUGCUACACCUAUAACCGCUCCGGCUAGGCAACCUCUCUUGCCACAGUCAGCGCCUAGAUUCGUCAGGUCGUCGGCACUUGCACCUCUUAGUGUCAAUGUGCGGUUGGCAAGGUCAGCUGAGUGCAAGCCAAGAGACACCCCGAGGAACAAGCGCCACCUUGGCCAUGCGAUUGGGACUCUUGCAGAAGACGGUGGCGUCUAUGGGACGAACGCUUCUGGUGGCAAAGGCUAUGUGACAGAUUCAGGGGCCGCGGGACGACUCAGCACGCUGCUCAAUAGCCCUUCCGCCGCCGAGGAUGCUGUUAUCUCGCGUUCAACAAAUAAACGUCGGGGGGCACCAUCCUCGGACGAUCGCCUGCCUAUACCUCAACGGCGCGAGCUUCCUUUCGACAAGGGCGCCGAGAGCACGACUCGCUCGCCGUUGGCCCAGCCCGCAGAUACGUCCCGGAUCUCGUUGGGUUCUCACACACGUGUGGCCCGCAAUAAUUCUCCUCCACGGAAGAGGCAAUCCAUGCUAGCACCUUCCCUGCGAGGCAAACCACCGUCUGAGCUCCGACUCGACGAUUUCAAGAUCAACCCGCACGCCAACGACGGUCACGAUUUUGCCUUCGCCGAAGUGGUGCGCGAUAAAGACGACCGCGCGUGCCUGCCCGGCUGCACGGACAUGCACUGCUGCGGAAAGCAGUUCCGCGCGCUGGCCCUUUCCCAGCGGCCUGACCCGCCCCUCACACCCGCUCAACGUCUUGAGGAGCAGAAACUCUUGGAGGAGUACCUCGGCGACUACGCCUACCGCAUCGCCACCAUGAACAGGGAGGAGCGCGAUGAGCUCUGGGUGGAGGCCAAGACGCAGGAACUGGCCAACAAGUAUGGAAAGCACAGGCAUCGCUUCUCGCGCAUGCAAUCCCCGCCAGGCUUCUGGAACGCAGACUUCCCCAGCACCCAAGAGCUGGAGGCGGACAAGGCGGAGGCAGCCAAGAGGGAGAAUCAAACCGUCAUGGAGCGGUACCGAGAGGCAAUGCGGCCAGGGGGGCGGUGGAUGUUCAAGGACGAGUGACUGUACUCCAGCAUGGUAUAAAGCGUUUGCAACGGCGACACAUGGACGAUGAGAGUAGAAAAGACCUCGAGCGCAAAGUUGGCGUCGGUUUCCGAGAUGUUGCUCAGGCCUAUAGCUAGAGUCUGAUUCAAUUGGCUUGUCUAUAUCGUUG
Purpureocillium takamizusanense is the source of this 2326-nucleotide messenger RNA. RefSeq lists its product as uncharacterized. Bases 622 to 2175 code for a protein of 517 amino acids. Gene Ontology annotation, cellular component: site of double-strand break. Gene Ontology annotation, molecular function: double-stranded DNA binding; single-stranded DNA binding; double-strand/single-strand DNA junction binding. Lineage: Eukaryota; Fungi; Ascomycota; Sordariomycetes; Hypocreales; Ophiocordycipitaceae. The transcript has a single exon. Gene Ontology annotation, biological process: double-strand break repair via homologous recombination; DNA double-strand break processing involved in repair via single-strand annealing. The record is from RefSeq and is a predicted model, not a curated record.